AUGAAUCGUCCAAUUACCUCCUGCCUCACCUGUCGCCGUCGCAAAGUUCGAUGUGACCGUCUGACGCCGGUAUGCUCGGCCUGCCAAAAAGGCCAUUAUAACUGCGCCUACCAGUCAUCCGGUUCCCCGCAGAGGAGGUCGUUUUCUCCUUCAUCCAUCACCAGAACCGUUCGAAGUCGACGAACUGUUAAAAAGACUAGGUCCGCAGAAAGGUCGUUAGACGGACUGCAAGCUCCCUCUAUCUACCAAAGAACUACUCCAUUGGAAUCAUGUGCGAAUUCCCCUCGUUCUGAGUCUGCUCCGGUUGAAGAAAAGAAGGAUCACAGCCAGUCAAAUGGCGUGCUCAUCCUUGAUGAAGAGUGUUCUCGUCUUGUAUCACCCUUGCAUUGGGCAUCAGUCAAAGAAGUCAGUGGAUCUGGACAACUGGGUAGUGCCAUUAACCAAUCAGGGAAUGGGCAAGCGCCUGACCUCAAGGAUGUGGUAAUGGACCGCACAAAGUCAACAGACCUGACAGCUCUUAGUCACCAGUAUUAUGGUGGCUGCAAGCAUCCUUUGCCAUACAACGUGCAUCCUCCUCACUCGUCAUUUAUGGGUCUACUGUUGGGCUCAGGGUUAAAUGACAACCAGAUUGCGCUUUAUUACCCAGAAACUUUAGCUGAUUGCCAAUUUUUCCUGGACACUUUUACCAAGAAAGUUGAACCAAUAAUUCAUCUCGUGCACCAUCCAACCCUACAGCAGCAUUUUCAAACAUAUUUAUCAAGCUUGGAAAUUUAUGCGUCGCCGGCAUUCAAAGACCUCUAUGGAUUGGAGAGGCCCAGUCACUUCGAGCCCCUGGCAUUUGGGAUCUUUUUUUCGGCCGUUUAUAGUAUGGAUCCGACAGCAGUGGAAAUCAGAUUUGGUACAUCCAAGUCGGGUCUACUGCGGAGAUUCCAAAAUGGUAUUGAGCUAGCACUAGAAAAGCAGGAUUUGCUCUCCAGUCCGGCUAUUCCAGUUCUCCAAGCCUUUGUCCUUUUCCUGACAUGUUUGUGCCGUGAUGAUGAUAUUCAACGUGUGUGGGCGCUGGUUGGAUUGGCCAUCCGGAUUGCACAGUCUCUGGGUCUCCAUCAAGAGCCAACUCUGUACCCAUCAAAAAAGAUGGAUGCCAUCCAAGUUGAAGUCCGACGGAGACUCUGGCAUCAGAUAUUCUAUCUUGAUUUUCGCACUGCUUCGUCCCAAGGAUUGCCGCCUUUUAUAACAGCUAAUUCUUUUACCACAAGGCUACCAUCUAAUGUGAAUGAUGAAGACCUGGUUCCAGGGCAGGCCCCAUUGCCGGACCAAUAUGACCCGGGGCAGUUCACUGAUAUGACUAUGCAACUGGUUCGUCUCAACGGAAUCCAUUGCAUGCAGCAAUUGCUCCACAAAAUAUCUCUGAGACAGUCGCCUGACAUCAGAAGUUCUCACUUGGAAUCUUUUGCCAGUCACGGCUCCGUUUCCCAGCCAGAGGCUGAUGAAGAGCAAGAGAUGCGGAUUCUAAUUGAGACAACACUGGAGAAGAACCAAAUGUUGUAUCUCUGUCACUGUGAUUCUAGUAUUCCUCUCCAUCGUUGUGUCUUGAAUCUCGCCAAUCACAUCAAAUGGAAGUUUUGGAUUAUUUUUUACUACCAAUUCUCAAACGGAAAUUACUGUCUGUUACCUCCGGUGUUGAAAACUUUGAUCUUCUCCCAAUCUCUCAAUCUGCUGGAAUCAUACAUCCGAAUGAGACAUGAUCAAGGAUUUGAUUCCUUUCACUGGAUCCUUGACUCACAUUCAGGACUCCAUGCCACUUCCUACAUCAUAUGUCAACUUCAGAAUUCCGAAUCUCAGCCAGAUCCAGAGCUAUUGCGGCGGGGAAGGCAGACGCUUCGAGCUAUGCGGGGUCUUCACGCCAAUAGUGAUAGCAGAGUGUGGUCAUUCUUAAAGAAUAAAAUUGACCACGUUUUGUCCCCGGCGCCUGACCAGACCGAAGUUUCUGAUUUGCCCGACUUGCCCGACCCCGGGGGCUUCGACCCUUCAUUCAUGAUGGCGGAUAUGGAUUUUUCUAGAAUUGAUGACUGGCUGACACACCCAGAGGAUAUUACCUGA
Molecule: messenger RNA, 2100 nt
Organism: Aspergillus glaucus CBS 516.65
Lineage: Eukaryota; Fungi; Ascomycota; Eurotiomycetes; Eurotiales; Aspergillaceae
Product: Zn(II)2Cys6 transcription factor
Exons: 3
Coding region: 1-2100 (699 amino acids)
Biological process (GO): DNA-templated transcription; regulation of DNA-templated transcription
Molecular function (GO): DNA binding; zinc ion binding; DNA-binding transcription factor activity, RNA polymerase II-specific
Source: RefSeq, a predicted model, not a curated record